This is a messenger RNA of Oryzias latipes (Japanese medaka), 6208 nucleotides long. RefSeq names its product neuropilin 1a (gene nrp1a). The record is from RefSeq and is a predicted model, not a curated record. Gene Ontology annotation, biological process: response to wounding; positive regulation of endothelial cell migration; axon guidance. NCBI's taxonomy places the organism in Eukaryota, Metazoa, Chordata, Actinopteri, Beloniformes, Adrianichthyidae. Gene Ontology annotation, molecular function: semaphorin receptor activity; vascular endothelial growth factor receptor activity; vascular endothelial growth factor binding. Gene Ontology annotation, cellular component: plasma membrane; focal adhesion; axon.
UCAUCGGUCUCUGAAUCGGGAGCGGAUGAACAGAAAAGGAGAGAAGGUGGGCAAAAAAUAAUGGAGGAAACUUAAAUGUGAGGACUUUUAUUUUUUUGAUAUAUUGCGCAUUCUUUGUACCUCCCCACGCGCGCAGGAAUCCUCCCUUUCUUCCCUCGCUGUAGCUGGAUUUGGGAUGUGACAGCGCAGAGUGAAAGACGGAGGAUCAACGGGGGAGGAGACGUGUCUGUGCGCGGAGAACAGAGCGGGUAUACCCGGCUGCGCGUCUGCGCUGCGCCGCUCCACGCUGUUGGGGAGGGAGAGUCUGCAUGGGGAGGCUAGGAACAAGUUAAAUUGUUGUUGAAAACCUCUGGAUUGGACGUGUUGCCAUUCUAAAAGAACCGUGGGAUCGUGGAGACACGCAUGUGGGGAGUGGAGAGAGGAGGGCCGGAUGCCUACGGGUCUGGGAGUCCUCGAGACGCAGCCAAGGACUGCAGCCCGCCUGGGCAUCAACUGAAGAAGGAGUAAGAAAGCAAGGUGGAGACCCUUAUUUCUUUUUUUCCCUUUUCUUUUCUUUCUUUGGCGCAUCUUUGGAGAGGAUAUGGCACACCGCGCGCAAACGAUAGGAGACAGGAGCUGAAAGACAGGAUGCCAGCCACCUGAGCUCGGGCUCACAUCAGCUCCAACUUUUCUCAAAAAGAGGCACUUUAUGUUGACAAAUUAAACUUUAAAAAAAACUUUUGGAGGAUUUUGGAUGCUUUUUUCGUUCCUUUGUCUUUUUCUUUGGAUGUUUGAUUUUAUUCUUUUGGGCGACAAAACAAGGAUGCAUUGUGGAUUAGUUUUUAUCCUGUUAAUGGGAAUCCUCCUGGUGGUCAAGGCUUUGGAAAAAGAUAAAUGUGGGGGCAACAUCAGAAUCUCCAGCGCCAGCUACCUCACCUCGCCCGGAUACCCCAGUAGUUACCCCGCCUCCCAGAGGUGCACCUGGGUGAUCACGGCGCCUGGUCCUCACCUGCGGAUCUUCAUCAAUUUCAACCCGCAUUUUGAUCUGGAGGACCGGGAGUGCAAGUAUGACUACGUCGAGGUGCGAGAUGGCGUGGACGAGAGUGGGCAGUUGGUGGGGAAGUACUGCGGGAAGAUCGCCCCGUCCCCAGUCGUCUCCUCAGGGAACCAGCUCUUCAUCAAGUUUGUGUCCGACUACGAGACCCAUGGAGCUGGUUUCUCCAUCCGAUACGAGAUCUUUAAGACUGGUCCCGAGUGCUCCAGGAACUUCACCUCCAGCAGCGGCGUCAUAAAGUCGCCCGGGUUUCCAGAGAAGUACCCCAACAACCUGGACUGCACUUUCAUGAUCUUUGCCCCAAAGAUGUCUGAAAUCAUUUUGGAGUUUGAGAAUUUUGAGCUGGAGCCCGACGCGACGCCCCCUGUUGGUGUGUUCUGCCGCUACGAUCGGUUGGAGAUCUGGGAUGGCUUCCCUGGAGUGGGGCCUUACAUCGGCAGGUACUGCGGGCAGAACACCCCGGGCCGGAUCAUCUCCUACACGGGCAUCUUGGCCCUGACAAUCAACACCGACAGCGCCAUCGCCAAGGAAGGCUUCUCCGCCAACUUCACCGUCAUCGAGAGGACUGUUCCGGAGGACUUCGACUGCAGCGAUCCUCUGGGAAUGGAAUCGGGUGAGAUCACGUCAGACCAAAUCAUGGCCUCUUCCCAGUACAACCCCAGCUGGUCCCCGGAGCGCUCCAGGCUCAACUACUAUGAAAAUGCGUGGACGCCGGCAGACGACACAAAUAAAGAGUGGAUUCAGGUGGACCUUGGGUUUUUGCGGUUUGUCUCAGCCAUCGGUACCCAAGGCGCUAUUUCCCAGGAAACCCAGAGGAUUUACUACGUCAAGGCCUACAAAGUAGACGUCAGCUCCAACGGAGAAGAUUGGAUCACACUAAAAGAAGGCUCCAAGCAGAAGAUUUUCCAAGGCAACACCAACCCAACAGACGUUGCCAAGACAAAGCUGCCCAAACCCACGCUGACGCGCUUCGUACGGAUCCGUCCUGUUACCUGGGAGACGGGCAUCGCGCUGCGCUUCGAAGUGUACGGCUGUAAGAUAUCAGAGUAUCCGUGUUCUGGCAUGCUGGGAAUGGUAUCAGGCUUGAUCGCCGACAGCCAGAUCACUGCAUCGUCCCACACCGACAGGAACUGGGUACCUGAGAACGCCCGGCUCCUCACCAGCAGGACGGGGUGGACCCUGCUGCCCCAGCCGCAGCCCUUCAGCAAAGAGUGGCUGCAGGUGGAUCUGGGGGAGGAGAAGCGAGUGAAAGGGUUGAUCAUCCAGGGAGGAAUGCACCGUGACAACAAGGUGUUCAUGAAGAAGUUCCGCCUGGGCUACAGCAGCAACGGCUCUGACUGGAGGAUGGUGUUGGACCCCACUGGGAACAAGCCAAAGAUAUUUGAAGGUAACAGCAAUUAUGACACUCCUGAGCUGAGGACAGUGGAGCCCCUGCUGACCCGUUUCAUCAGGAUUUAUCCGGAUAGGUCACCUCCUGCCGGAAUGGGCCUACGACUCGAGCUGCUGGGCUGUGAAGUCGAAGCUCCUACACUCCCUCCUACCAUGCCGAGCACAACCCCAUCUGACGAGUGUGACGACGACCAGGCGAACUGCCACAGCGGCACAGGCGGGACUAUAACACCAGACACCACUACUGCCGAAGUGGUUACCACGCCAGCUUUCCAGUGGUUUGCCUGCGACUUUGGCUGGGCCAAUAAUCCAUCCUUCUGCAGCUGGACAUCUGAGGACACUGGCUCUCGGUGGCAGAUCCAGUCCAGUGGCACCCCAACAUUGAAUACCGGACCCAACAUGGACCACACUGGUGGAUCAGGGAAUUUCAUCUACACCCUAGCAACUGGUCUUCAGGAAACAGAGGUGGCUCGACUGGUGAGUCCUACGGUCACCUCCCCAGACGCAGACCUGUGCAUGUCCUUUUGGUACCACAUGUUUGGGUCGCACAUCGGAAAGCUGCACAUUAAACAACGCAAGCAAACAGAGGAUGGGCCAGCAGACAUACUGCUCUGGGCUGUCAGCGGUCACCAAGGCAACCGUUGGCGGGAGGGUCGUGUCUUUGUGCCUCGUAACAAUAAUCCCUAUCAGGUGGUGAUUGAAGGCAUUGUGGAGGAAAAGAGAUGGGGAGACAUUGCUGUAGAUGACAUCAAGGUUCUCGAUGGCCUCAGCAUGCAAGACUGUAAAGAUCCAGAUGUGCCCACAGAGCCGAUGCUACCUGAGGAUAGAUUCAACGAAAUAAUUGAGACAGCCACAGACUAUCCCGACUCUGUACAGACCAACCAGAUCAGUGAGGCAGGCAACAUGCUGAAGCAGCUAGACCCCAUCCUUAUAACCAUCAUUGCCAUGUCUGCCCUGGGGGUCUUCCUCGGGGCCAUCUGCGGAGUGGUUUUAUACUGCGCUUGCUCACACGGCGCCAUGUCAGAGAGGAACUUAUCAGCCCUGGAGAACUAUAACUUUGAAUUGGUAGAUGGUGUAAAGCUAAAGAAAGACAAACUCAAUGUGCAAAACUCAUACUCAGAGGCAUGAGUGUAUGAUGGGCAAAGCUCGCACAAGACUGAAUGAGCAUAUCCUCUUGUAUCUCUGCGGGACGCCAGGCUCAAUGGAACUGCCAACGCCCUCAACUGACAGGAUGAGGGCCCGGUUCAGGUAUCAGUGGGAGGUUUGGACUGAUCCACGCUUUUCUCAGGAGCUGCAGUAAAACAACCUACCAAUAGGGGACACUGUGUACAAAAGACGUACAGGAAAAAAAAAUAUGUAAAGAUGAUAUUUUAAUUUUGUAUUAUUAAUUUUCAUUCAUUUUUACAAUCGAAUGCUGGUGUUGAGACCAAUUUAUUAAUAAUGUCAAAAGUAUUUAUCAUUUUCUGGGAGAGUGAGGAGUUUUUUUUAGCAUCAGUUCAUGAAAGCUGUUGUUUCUUUUGAAGUUUUCAAAGAGACGUAUCGAAAUCUUUAAUGAACCAUAUUCGGCAAAACUGUAGAUUUGCCCCAUGGUGUGGCAUAAAGAGUGUGCCCUUAACCUUAUUCCCUAAACAUGUACCCUUCCCCCUUUGACCCCUUUCACUCUAAAGUGAGGGUCCCAGUCAUGGCAACAUAUGGUUCUGACAGUGCCUUUAAUAGCUUUUCGUUGGCCGCCGCUGUUGAAAAUUGUGUUUUUUUUACUGUACUUGAUUAAGUUAUGAUGGCAGGAAACAGGGGCACAUUAACUUUUAAACUCCUGGAGAACAGGAUUAUGGUUUAUCAUAGUGCUUUUUUUCUGCUUUGUGUUCUGUCCCAAAAAAAACCCACACUGUAAAUAAGUUUUAAUAUAUUUUAUUGCCCUUCUUAAAGAAAGUAAAAAAACAGAAACAUAAAAAAAAAAGCUGCAGUAUCCCUUUUUUCAUGGGUGUGUGCGUGAGUGUGUGUAAAUACAGUCCGUUUUGUGCAAAGUGCGGUGUUGAUUUUUAGAGUUUGUAGCUCAGGCAAGCAAGAUUUUUGUGUGUUGAUGUUGCAGCGAUCUCAACGUGCAUUCAAGCCAUCUGUCAUCCAUACUCCCACCUUGCAAAAUAAAUGAAUAACAACGGGACAGCUGCAACCAAAAUACGCCUAACUAUACUCCUAACUAAUACUCCUUCCUGUUGAUCGUCACACGUCCUGCCUCUUCUCAGUUUGAGGGGAGAGUCGUACAAGUAAAGGAGGUUGACAACAUUGCAAAAACAGGCUAGUUAGUGAAUGCUUUCAGUUCAAAUGCAAAUGAGCUCAUUCCCCCUCAAAAUCACUGUGGACUGUCCCCUGCAGGACAAUGCAGCUUGAAUGCACUUUGUUUUCUGCGCCUCUUACAAGAGAAGUCCGUUCCAGGCAAGUUUAAACUGAAGAAUGGUGCUAUCAGUCAUUUUUGCCAAUUCCACGGUGAACCCCUAGUUUGUAUUGUACACAUGCGAUUGUGUAGCCAAAGGCCUUCUUUUUUUUGGGCCACAAAGAGUUUCAUGUGUUCCUCAUGUAGCAGCCAUAUUGUUGUGAUGUCAGACUUGAUGUCAUAAGGAUGGGACAUUAGUACAGAGGGGGAACGAGCGGCAUUACCUGCAUCAGGUCAUCUGGCCUUCCUCUGUGGCUCCACCAAAGGAUUGUUGCCCCCUCCCCUGUUUUGUCUAUGUGGGGGGUGGGGGUGGGGGGGGGCUGUCACCAACACACAAAUUGCAUCAUCGAUGGAUUGUGUUUCUUUAUUGGUCCUUCAAAAACCGACACUGGGAAGGAAGCAUCAUAAAUCACCACCAUGAUUGUCGAGCUUCUGUUGAGACUCUGGUUUACAGAUGAACAGAUGAGACAAUCCCACCGGUUCACGCUCAAAGAGGAGGUGAUAUUGAGGGUGAGACUGACUGAACACAGACACAAAAGGGGCCAGCGGGUCCUGGAACUCAAUCAUACAAUCAAAAAAAAAAAAAUCCCAUCUGGAAAAAGGGGAACGUCUUUUUUUUUUUUUUUAGAAUGUACUUUAUAUGUUGUGACGUGGUGAAAUCAUUUUCAGCUCGUACGUUUUGGAACAGACGAUCUGCAGCCGGCGCUGUUAGCUGCUGAGGACUGCAGCAGUAGAGAAAAAAGGAUACUGUAGCGUGAACUCCAAACCAACAAUGUUGCACUGACAAAUAUAUUGAAGAGGUCUAUGUGUUUAUAGUGAUCAUUUGCAAAGAAAAAGCUUUAAAAAAAGAAAAAAAAAACCUAGUUCCAUCUUUUUUAUACCUGAUUUCAGAUGAUCUAACAUGAAUCUGAGAUGUAAAAAAAAAAACCACAACUAUUGAAAUGUUUUCAUUUUCAGAAUGAUGGGACAUUUUGUUCAACAGUAAUGUUCCUUUCCAAACAUGUACCAUACUGACGCAUCAUUUUAUACUGUAAUAUGAAUUUUGUGCCGAUUCCUUUUUGCUUUUUGUUACACAAACGAGAAAAUAAGACUUAUUUUCAAUACUGCUUCUGUUUUUUGCUGUUGUAGAGGGGAAAAAAUAAACAGCAAAGGCCUUAAAUCCAACUGGGUACAUCUGUGUUGUAUUAGACUUUAACUUUGUUUUUUUCUUCACUCCUUUAUUACUUUCAUGGUAGCAGGCGGUCUGGUUAAGAGCUGGUUUUUCUAUCCGACCAUUGCACCGAGGAUGCAGUGUAACAAAAAUCAUCAAAACUUUCUUUCUCUCCAAAGAUACAAUAAAACAGCUUCAUCUGAAA